AUGAAAUUAUUUAUUAUCACAAUUCUCGUUUUACUCGUUAAUGGUGACAUAAAAUAAUUGGAUAUAAGGGAAAACCUGGUGUGCAAGUAAUUGAUACUAAAAGGGGAACUAAAAUGCCAAGAGGUUCAUGCAGACAGAAUAGUGACAGAAGAAAUUGAUAUUCCCACAGAGUUUAGUUCAGAUGUUUUAGAGUUGAAUAGUUUGAGUCCUUUUAGAAGUGACACGAGGGCAUCUGCUUUCAUUGAAGAACCUAGAGAGGAUACAAUAUUUAUUAGUGCCAACUUUUAGGAGAUCUACAGGGAUGAUGAGGAUGAAAGUACUGAUCACAGAACAAUUGUAACCGAUUUCAUUUAGAUUCAUGGACAAUCACAAUGGAUUCCCAUAAUAGUGGAUGAAUAAAAUGUUGGUUGGAAGAGGGAGAGCAAAAAUCUAUAAAACGAUCAUGAGAAAUUGAGACAGAUUUUAAAAUAGAAUAGUUACUUCAGUUAUAAACAUGAGCAUUUCAAAAGGAGUCAGUUGGAUAAAUACAAAUAUGAGAGGAAUGACAACAAUAGGAUAUAUGGGAAGUGGAAUGAUGAGUUGAUAUUCUAAUAUAAUGAUUUACCAUAGAAUCAUACUUAUAUAUAGGUGACAGCAAACUUUGUUAUGUUGACUGACUUUUGGAGAUUCGGAACUGUAAUAAUAACAAUUUAUUUAGAGAAUGAUAAUGAGAGUUGAUGGUGAAACUGUUUGGAUGUAAUCUCAUCAUUAGAAUCUGAAGAUCUGUUUAUAUUUGGAGCAUCUGUUGAGUGGUAUCCAGAGUAAUCGCAAUUUGCAGACAGAAUUUAAUGAGAUGCUUUAUCAGGAAUGGACAUUGCCAAUCAAUCUGAGUGUCAAGCACAUUAGACACAAAUUGCACAUUGAAUUUGGUUUGAUUUUGGGAGUAAAAAUACAAUUGUAAGAUAGCAUCUGCCGAAUUAGUGUUCAUCUGGUUAAUAAUUGCUAUUUUAGGAAUUAGAAUCCAGAUUCCCAUUGUUUAGUAUUGACGAUUUUACACUACAUUAUAAAUGA
Messenger RNA from Paramecium octaurelia, 1050 nucleotides. The record is from the annotation of a GenBank genome assembly. NCBI's taxonomy places the organism in Eukaryota, Ciliophora, Oligohymenophorea, Peniculida, Parameciidae.